UGACUGGGGGGUGGAUCGGGCGCACGACACAAAGAGGUUCCGUUUGUGUGUGGGUGCUGCGUAUGAGCUGUGUCCAUUUUUUAAUCUGUAGUAACCGUUACGCAAGGUGUACAUGGCGACUUGUACCUACAGGCUGCAAUAGUUAUUACUGCAAGGUCCAGAACACUUAGCCAGCCAAUGGAGAAGGCGGAGGAGGAGGAGAGGAACCUCAUGGGCGGGGGCAGCCCGAAGGCCGAGACGGGCGAGGAGGCCGUGGUGAGACCUCGGGACGGGUCCAGCCAGGAGUCUCGGAAAAGCAGCUCCUCCCGGUCCUCGCGGAAAAGCUUCCGCCUGGACUACCGGCUGGAGGAGGACGUCACCAAGUCCAAAAGGGACAAGCACGGGCGCUUCAUCAACCCCUGGUCAACGUGGAAGUUCCCCUCCUAUGGCACCCUCUUCAGGUUCUUUCUGCUGGAUAAGGACCACAGCCAGGUCCCAAGCUCCAAAGAGGUGCUGGACCGGGAGCUGCCGGUGCUGGAGCCGUACUUCGUGCGGAACCCCCGGCAGGUGGGCCAGACCGGGUCCGGGCUGAGGGUGACCUGGCUGGGCCACGCCACCGUCCUGGUGGAGAUGGACGACCUGGUGGUGCUGACCGACCCCGUUUUCAGCCAGCGGGCGUCGCCGCUGCAGUUCGUGGGCUACAAGCGCUUCCGCGACCCGGCCUGCGCGGUGGCCCAGCUGCCCCGCGUCCACGCGGUGCUCAUCAGCCACACGCACUACGACCACCUGGACGUCGGCUCGGUGGUCAGCCUGAACGAGCGCUUCGGCGGGGAACUGCGCUGGUUUGUGCCCCUGGGCCUGCUGGACUGGAUGCAGAGGUGCGGCUGCGAGAACGUCAUCGAGCUGGACUGGUGGGAGGAGAACUGCGUGCCGGGCCACGACGAGGUCACCUUCGUCUGCACGCCGUCCCAGCACUGGUGCAAGCGCACCCCCUUGGACGAAAACAGGGCGCUCUGGGGCAGCUGGUCUGUCCUGGGACCCUGCAACCGCUUCUUCUUUGCCGGGGACACUGGGUACUGCCCCGUCUUCGAGGAGAUCGGGAAGCGGUUUGGGCCCUUCGACCUGGCCGCCAUUCCCAUCGGGGCAUACAUGCCCAGGAAUGUGAUGCAGUCUCAGCACGUGGACCCGGAGGAAGCAGUGCGGAUUCACAUUGAUGUUCAGGCCAAACAGUCUGUAGCAAUACAUUGGGGCACCUUUGCUCUAGCUCACGAGCCCUACUUGGAUCCUCCCUUGAGGCUGAAGGAAGCGCUGGAGAAGCACGGACUCAGUCAAGACAAGUUCUUUGUUUUGAACCACGGAGAAUCCAGAGAGCUGAAUUCUGAGGUGUUCGAAUGAACGGACCCAAAUCUGCAUCUUUUCCCUUGGUGAUUGCGGGGCACCGUAAUUUCAAUAAUUGAACGCAGUACUAAUUUUAGGGAUGAAUCCUGAGCAGCCAUACAAACAGUGGCAGGAAAUACAAUUUUCAUAUGUGCCAUUACAAUUAAUUUAAUUUCAUGGUCAGCAGCUGUCUCAAACCGAAUGAUGCCAAUUGCUUCCUUCUCUCAGUUCUAAUUUUAAAUGCCAGUCACUUACCCAUGUAGGAAAGAAAACAAGUUGAUGUUGAUGCCUGAAAAACAAGGGUAGAUUCAUUGAAAUAUAUUUUGAAAGCUAAUGUCUUUGAUUAAUGGUUAAAUUGUGGAUACGGAUUUACAGAAUUGCGGUACUUUUGAAUCCCACUUUUAGCAUGUGGGAGUUCCUUGUGAAUUUUCUGUUGUGAUUUAAGAACAUCACUUCCUCAUGUGUAAGGUAGAGAGUUGUUUUCCUUUAGUUGAGGUUUAGUCCUCGUUUCGAAAUGAGCCUAUGUCGUUCUGUUAACUGACAAUAUAGGUUCAUAACUUUAAUUUUUGCUUCACUACUUGGUGGUGUGCCACAGAUGUGUUUGGCAUUAGCUGAUAGAAACCUUCAAUAUCUUGCAAUGGCUGUCAUUAUCCAGCGAGUGUGGUUGUUAGAUUUUGUAGUUUGCUAAACUACAAUUUCCAUUAGGGUAACUAAUCAGCCUACAACAGGGAUACUGAAAUCUGGCCCUUCCGGCUAGUAAUACUGUUGGUUUAGAUUUUCUACCUGAUAGUUAAAUGAUCAAUUGAUGCCAAUAUUUUGCAACAGGCUUUGAAGUACGUUUGCUCUCGUUUGGUGGGUGUGUCACGGGUGUAGCCUGAAUCAGUAAUCAGUCCGCCCACAUGGCACCGUUUUGGUUUAAAUAAACAUCUUGCUAUGUUAUGUCAGGACUGAACCUGGCCCUGGUGUCCCAGGUUUAGUCCUCAUUAGAGAGGAAGAAUGAAAACAAGCAGUACUUUUGGCCUCUAGGGCCGGAUGCACGUCUUCGUGGCCUUUAUGUUGGGAGAAUGUAAGACGCCUGGUGGACAUUUUGUAGAAUACAUCUCAGAAACAAGGCUGGAAAAACUCAUGACCCUACUCAUGAUGCUUGAACUGACAGGGUGAUUGAUUUUUGCAGUACAUUCAGCAUAUAAAAUAAUAAUAAUACGUUUAGCUUUAGUGCAGAUUUCUGCUCUUUUGUGCCACAGUAUUGCCUCAGUAUUCAGUUGUUAUGCAGUCGUUGGUUGUGAAUGCAGUCAGUGAAUAUAUGUAUUUGGUUAUUUGAAGAUUCAUUGCAUUUUACAGUACUUUGGAUGAUAAAUAUGAAGCAAAAUACAAUUUUGCUGUAUAUACACUUUGCCCGCACCCCACCAUGACCAGUUUGGCUUCCAUUUAAUGUCCAGGCUGCACAAGGUGUAUGAUGUAUAUAGUUAAUGAUGUAAAUAUGAUGGCACUUUGCUGUGUACAUAGUACAGAGCCUAAGCUUUUUUACUUGCCAAGCCAUGUGUGAUUUUAUAAAUGAAAAAAAAGAAAAUUUGAAUAAAAGUAUUUGAGAUAUG
Messenger RNA from Conger conger (European conger), 2951 nucleotides. RefSeq names its product N-acyl phosphatidylethanolamine phospholipase D (gene napepld). Gene Ontology annotation, cellular component: cytoplasm; membrane-bounded organelle. NCBI's taxonomy places the organism in Eukaryota, Metazoa, Chordata, Actinopteri, Anguilliformes, Congridae. Gene Ontology annotation, biological process: N-acylphosphatidylethanolamine metabolic process; N-acylethanolamine metabolic process. The transcript is spliced from 5 exons. The record is from RefSeq and is a predicted model, not a curated record. Gene Ontology annotation, molecular function: zinc ion binding; N-acylphosphatidylethanolamine-specific phospholipase D activity. The coding region runs from base 178 to 1374 and encodes 398 amino acids.